Messenger RNA from Trichechus manatus latirostris (Florida manatee), 4356 nucleotides. RefSeq names its product epithelial cell transforming 2 like (gene ECT2L). The record is from RefSeq and is a predicted model, not a curated record. Bases 725 to 3475 code for a protein of 916 amino acids. The transcript is spliced from 22 exons. Gene Ontology annotation, molecular function: guanyl-nucleotide exchange factor activity; protein binding. NCBI's taxonomy places the organism in Eukaryota, Metazoa, Chordata, Mammalia, Sirenia, Trichechidae.
GGCAACCACUAAUCUACUUUCUGUCUCUAUGAAGUUAACUAUUGUGGACAUGUUAUCUAAAUGGAAUAACAGUAUGUGGUAUUUUGUGACUGGCUUCUUUCACUUUGCGUAAUGUUUUCAAGGUUCAUCCAUGUUGUAUAUAUCAGCACUUCAAUUCCUUCUUAUGGUCUAAUAGUGUUCCAUCGUAUGGAUAUAGCACACUUUAUCCAUUCAUAGUUCAGUCACCUUUACCUUGUAGAAGAGGCCCAUGCUUCUGCCAGGUUAUUUCUAGGCCACAGAAACAGGCAUCUAAUUGGAGGCAGGGUGGGGAGGAUGAGGUUAGGACCCACUGAAUAAUGUCGAUUUUAGUAAUUUUUGGCAUUCUGAGUUCAAAGAAUUUUGAUCAGUUUAUCUAAUUGGUCUUUUUAAUGCCCCUUUUAAAAAUGAGAAAAUCUCCAAAAUGUUAUUUGCCACAUUUGAGACUUUCAGUUGGGUUGAGAGAAUAGAGGUUUGUGGGGAAAAAUAGCACUAUAGUGCCUGACAGAGCAAAAGGAAACUGCUAUGUGGCAUGUUUUUCUUGGGUGGGUCCUGAGAAAAUAAAGCAAAAGCUGUUUCCUGUGGAUUAGUGGCAGCAGCCGACUGACCUUGUUUAUUUACUUGGUUCAUCUUUCUGUCUCAGGUGACCUUAAAUAUCUAUUGAAAUGAACCUGUAGUUCCUAAGACUGGAAGAAAAGAAUUUACUGAGAUGUCAACUGGGGAGUCUCCUAUGAAAACCUUGGAAAUGGAGAGCUUCCACACAAGAUUCAGUGCCUGGACACCUUUUAGCAACAAGUCAUUAAAUAGACAGCUCUUUCAGGAAAGAGUUACCCUUAUAAGUCAUUGGUUUGAUCUCUGGACCAACAAGCAACGCCAAGAAUUCUUAUUCACGAUUUUUUUGCGAUGCACUAAGUCACAAUUAAGGUUUGUCCAAGACUGGUUUUCACAAAGGAUGCAAGUGGCCAAAGUGGAUUUCUCUACAGUGUUACCACGUUUCAUUUCUCUCUAUAUUUUUUCCUUUCUGAAUCCGAAAGAUUUGUGUGCAGCUGCACAAGUCAGCUGGCCCUGGAAAUUUUUAACUGAACAGGAUUGCUUAUGGAGGCCCAAAUGCAUUAAGUUUGGAUGGUUUCUGCCCUAUACUCCAACAGAUAAUGAGUAUGGUGCUUGGAAGCACCAUUACAUUGCUUGUGUAUCCAACUUGGACUGGCUAACACCUAGGGAAGCCACUGCUAUUUAUGGAACCCUGAAUGAACCCAAAGCAGGAGAUGAGGAGCUACAAGAGAGACAAAGAGAAAAGUGUCUAAGAAAAAUAAUUUGGGAGAAAAUUGGACUACGCAAAAAGGAGUUAUUCAAAGCUCGACCCCCUUGGGUGAGUGGAACAUGCUGCUGUAGAUUGUUAAAAUCCAAAUGCCAACCACGUCUCUCCCAGACUAUGAGGGAUCGAGUGGGAUUACACGAAGCUUUGGAGAAACAGCUUGUUUUGGCGUCCUUGGAAGCUUUGCCCAAGCGAAGUAAUGUUUCUGGAAGCCAUUCCUACCCUUUAUUAUCAAAGAAAAAUUGGCGUGGAGUUUUUAAAAAUUAUGACUGCUCUUCAAAUGCUUUCCAGCUACAUUGCAUAUUAAUAUCAUCUCGGAUUCCUGCAUAUGAGAUGGUUGUGGACAGCGUUAAGUUGGAUGUCAUUUCUGUGGUUUAUGAACACUGUGGCAUAACGUUGGAGGGCCUGCUUUUUCUCAUAGAAAGAGCUCUGGAUGGGCGGAAGGCACAGAGCAUAGGAAUAUUUAGUGAUGGAGAUAGCAGAGAAAUCAACUUACUGCAAGGUUAUAAAAUUGGUAUUAAAAAUUUACUGCAGCCUGAAGUGAGAGACUUCUGGGAGAAAUUAGGAAGCUGUGUGGCCACUGAAGAAGAAGGGGGUCAUGUGGACCUCUUUGUACCACUUGCAGCAUCGGAAGCAGGAACAGAAGUUCUUUCUCAGCUGUCUCAACUAACUGGCACGUUGUUUACCGCCCCUAUGGGGAUUGCGACUGGCUCCUACCAACACAUUCUUAGUGAUUGGCUGGGACAACAGUGGAAAAAGUCUCCUCCUUCCAUCUACUUCACUGAAUCCAAGCUGCAGACCUGGUCCAGCCUCACAGACUUCCUGGAAGACACCUUGAAAUCGGUAAGGAGACAGUUCAGUCCUCUCUUCAGGGAGUUGCAGAAGAACAUCAGUGGAAGGAUGAUAGGACAGCUUAUGUUUGACACGAUGAGUAUGGUCAACAUCUUGAAUAGCCAAGAAAUUGCACAGGCUCUGGCAGAUGGAUUGAUGGAGCUGUCAAAAGAAAAUUCUGAAGCAAAUGACAUAGAAGAUAAUUCUCAGGACACGAAGCCGAGUCUCAGAAAAAAUGAUCAUAAUUUUGAGGUGCUGGUUAAGCUUGAGAGAAAGCUUCAGGACUCAGCAGAAAAGCGAACUAGAUUUGUCAGGGAACUCUUACAGAGUGAGAGGAAAUAUGUGCAGAUGCUGGAAAUUGUGAGAGAUGUUUAUGUAACUCCAAUGAAAGCAGCAUUGUCAUCAAACAGAGCAAUUCUGAGUGCUGCAAAUAUCCAGAUCAUUUUCUCUGAUAUUCUACAGAUUUUAAGUCUCAACAGGCAGUUUCUAGAUAACCUGAGAGACAGACUACAGGAAUGGGGCCCAGCUCACUGUGUGGGGGAAAUAUUCCUAAAGUUGGGAAGCCAGUUAAACACAUAUACCAAUUUCUUCAACAACUACCCUGUUGUUCUAAAAACCAUCGAGAAGUGCAGAGAAAUGAUACCAGCAUUCCGAGCUUUCCUGAAGAGGCAUGAUAAGACCAUUAUUACCAAAAUGCUGAGCCUGCCGGAGUUGCUUUUGUACCCCUCCCGAAGAUUCGAAGAAUAUAUUCAUCUUCUCUACGCUCUGAGGCUGCACACUCCUGCAGAACAUGUUGACCGUGGGGAUUUGACCACUGCAAUUGACCAAAUCAAACAAUAUAAAGAUUAUAUAGAUCAGGUGAAGCAAAACAUCAGUUGGAAGGACCAGCUGUCAGACAUACAGAGAAUCAUCUGGGGGUGCCCUAUUCUAUCAGAAGUAAACAGAUACCUGAUUAGGGUUCAAGAUGUAGCUCAACUUCACUGCUCUGAUGAGGAAAUAAUUUUCUCUUUAAGGCGCUAUGAACAUGUUCAUGAUCUCGGCCUUUUCCUCUUCAAUGAUUCACUGCUGGUUUCCAGUCGGAGCACAUCUCAUACUCCAUUUGAAAGGACGUCAAAAACAACCUACCAGUUCAUUGCAUCAGUGGCCUUGCAUAGGUUGCUUGUAGAAGAUAUUCCAGAUUCCAAAUAUAUCAAGAAUGCAUUUAUUCUUCAAGGUCCAAAACACGAAUGGAUUUGUGCUACAGAGGCUGAAGAUGAUAAAUUCCUAUGGUUGUUAGUACUCCAAAAUGCAAUCAAAAGUAAUAUGGAGAAGUGAGACUGGACUUAAAGGAAACAUCAGGGUGAACAAGUCCCCCUGGCAAAGAGAGAUGACAUGUAUUUUCUGUUCUGGAUGAUCUAGUAAAAGGCAGAAUGAGUAUUUGUCAUGGAUGACAGGAGGGUGAAGUAGGAUGCUCGAUAAGGUUCCUUCCAGCUUUUAAACUUAAUCAUCCUAUGCUCAAUUAUGUGGAAUGCACAAUAAGAACAAUUUGAGUCCAAAAAUUUGAAUCCCUUUUCUUGGCAGUUAUUUAUCCUGGACGAUAUUAUUUAGAGUAAUUUUGACUGAUGAAACCUAAGACAGAGCAAGCAUAUUAUGUUUAUAGUUUUAUGAUCUAAUGAAAAAUAAAAUCAGAAUGAAAAGUGUUUCUUAAAUGACCAGUCUAGAGAAAUAUUUUAAUUUUUGGGUGAUUAACUUUUUCAUUAAACAAUUAUUGAUUUAAAAAAUAUUUUUAAGAAAUAUAAAUGGUGAUUUAUUUACUCCAAACUUUAUCAUAUAUACCCUUAGUAUGACUGUACUGUUUUAGAGAACAUUUAAAAAACACUACUACACACAAAAUACUCAAAAGUUUUCUGUAAUUUUAAAGUGCUUUUCGUUGGGAAACUUUAAAUAAGAUUAAAAAAUAAUUUAAAUAAGAUUUAAAAAUAUUUGUAACAAUAUUAAAUUAGAACUGAAACACACACUUUAAAAAAACAUAAAUAAAUGGAAACCCAGCAAAACUUGACUGUAACGGAAAUUAGUGAAAUAAAAACAAAAAAAAUGUUAAAAGACAGUUCUGUUUUAAAAGAGAGGAACGCAGUAAGAUAGUGUUAAGUACCUUUCUGAGUCUUUAAAACCUUCGUUUGAUUAUUUUAACAAAUCGAAGUCAUAACCUGUUUGCC